CGGGAUUAAGCAAGUGUCAUCUUUUUAUUUAUUUAUUUAUAGAACAGAAUAACCUGAGGUUUAAACAGAUCGCCCUAAAGCCAAAUUUGAGCCAAGAAAUCAAAAAUAUACAUAUCAGUAGGGAAGCUUUAAUCGGGACUUUAAAUAGCCUAUUUCACGGAGUUUGCCAGUACAUCAUCUGAAAGCAAAGUAUCCUGAGCAUUUAAUAAACAAAGCCAUUUCUUUCUCUUUUUUCUAUCCUUUUUCUUCUUGCUUCUCUUAUUUGCUUAAUCUACAAUGCAACCUAUUAUUCAUCUUCAUAUAAACCCUUCCUACAAUGAUAAGCCAACACAUAUGGUUCAAGAAGGAUUAGCAAUAUCUCCUUUUAUAACUCGGGUACCUUUUAUGGAAACAUCAAGCUUCAUAUCAAGCCUUGAUGAAACACUAGCUACACUACCAUUGCAUCCGUACUACAUUUCGCCAUUCACUGUACCUUCUCAAGCAUCAAUAGAGCAAGAAGACGCAGAACAAGUCGAUAUCGAAAACAAGCUGUUAAAUGAUGUCUUUUUCUCUCCGCCGGCGAUGAUGAGCCCAUCAAGUGAGCUUGGCUUUUCCAAAGUCGAUGAUGUCAGCGAUCUUACGGAACUCAACAUGAGUCUCUUUGAGCGCACAAGCAGUAUUUGCAGCAGUAGCUCUGCCAGUGAAGAUGAAGAUUACUGUGUGCAAGAUGAUAAUCACACACUGUUCCUUUGUGAUUUUGAUUUGGAAGCAGAGCAAAAAAGCGAUCAAGACAAUCAUUCGGGAAUCAAGCGGAAUAUCAAUGAAUGUACUGUUAGCAACAGGGCUAUAGGCCGUGAUGCACCAUGUAAGAAGCGCAAAACCAAAGAAAAAAAAAGUAGUGCGACGACAUUAAACGCGAUUCCUAUACAACACUCAUCAGACAGCAAAGAUGAACAUCAAUGUCACCAGCAAUAUGAACAUUCAAAGUCAGCAACAGCCAUUGACCAAAAAAAGAAUGACACGAUCGUUGAACCUAUCGCGAGGUCAUCCUCUUCACCCACUCUCUAUGAAACAUUUACAAAGCAGAAUAUUGACUGGUGUCGCUAUUGUGGUACAACAGAAGGAAUCAAUUGGAGGCCAGGCCCCUGGGGUAAACGCACGCUUUGCAAUAAACAUGGGUGUGACUAUAAAGGCUAUGGAUUCGCCUGUAAGCUUCCAAGAUUGGAUCUAACUGAAUAUCUAAAGGAACCUCUCGCAAAACGCACGCGACCUAUCCUUCAGCUAUACUGUUCUGUUUGUCAAAAGAAAGAAUCAUGGCAAAAUAAUCGACUCAUCUUUUGCGAUGGCUGUCCCAAAUCAUUUCAUCAAAAAUGCUUUCAUCACGAAAUAAGUAGCAGCGUAUUAGAGAGUGAUGAGUCAUGGUACUGUACGGAUGCAUGCAGUGAAAACAUAACACGUAAACGUGUUGUUAUAGAACUAUCCCGCAAACGUCUACCUCUGAUGCGAACACCAAAAAAUGCUCUUUUACAAUCAACUUCUUUAUAG
Rhizopus microsporus ATCC 52813 is the source of this 1524-nucleotide messenger RNA. RefSeq lists its product as uncharacterized. The record is from RefSeq and is a predicted model, not a curated record. The coding region runs from base 277 to 1524 and encodes 415 amino acids. The transcript has 4 exons. NCBI's taxonomy places the organism in Eukaryota, Fungi, Mucoromycota, Mucoromycetes, Mucorales, Rhizopodaceae.